This is a messenger RNA of Brienomyrus brachyistius, 4648 nucleotides long. RefSeq names its product epidermal growth factor receptor pathway substrate 8a (gene eps8a). Gene Ontology annotation, cellular component: ruffle membrane; plasma membrane; vesicle. Bases 227 to 2788 code for a protein of 853 amino acids. Lineage: Eukaryota; Metazoa; Chordata; Actinopteri; Osteoglossiformes; Mormyridae. Gene Ontology annotation, biological process: Rho protein signal transduction; positive regulation of ruffle assembly; regulation of Rho protein signal transduction. Gene Ontology annotation, molecular function: actin binding. The record is from RefSeq and is a predicted model, not a curated record. The transcript is spliced from 22 exons.
ACUAUCUGCAGAGGCGCGUCGGAUUGUCACACCGCAUGCAACUCAUCCACACUUAGUGCACUUCCCGGCUACAGUCCCCUGUGGAUUAUGUAGAUUACACCUGGGCUUUCACGUCACAAUACGACCACCUUCACGCGAAAAAAAAACCCAUACCAUGCUAUAGCACCUGCCAAGCAAAGCUCUAAAGUGUAUUCGUAUUCACCGGUGACCCUCUGGGAAUCCCAGAAUGAAUGGCUACACCCCCCCAGUCUACCCCUCUGGGGGGUUUGAUUCCUACAGCUCCCCACUGAAGGGGCACGGUUCACAGGCUUCUGAGCAACCAGGCCGCAAACCAGGCUCAAAGACCAACGCUAAGGCUCUGUAUGGAACAGAUGGCUUGUACUUCUUCCAAACAUCCUCCAAACAUAAAAAGAAAGACCAAAGGAAGAAUUACAGCAAAAACAAUACCUGCAGUAUGACAGAGACCACGCAGUACCAUGUGGAGCAUUUGACGACCUUCGUAAUGGACCGCAAGGAGGCCAUAAUGAGUGUGGAGGACGGGCUGCGGAAGCUGAAGCUGCUGGAUGCCAAGGGCAAGGUGUGGACCCAGGACAUGAUGCUGCAGGUGGACGACAAGGCCGUGAGCCUCGUCGAUGCCGACACCAAGAAUGAGCUGGAGAAUUUCCCCCUGGGUACCGUCCAGCACUGCCAGGCACUGCUCAAGGCCUGCAGCUACGACUCCAUCCUGGCCCUGGUCUGCAAGGAGCCGGGCCAGAGCAAGCCGGAUCUCCACCUCUUCCAGUGUGACCACAUCCAGGCUGAUGUGAUCCAUGCCGAUAUUGAAAGUGCCAUUGGUGACCACAAGGGUGGUAAAGUAAAGAGAAGGCCUGAGGUGCUCAGGAUGAUCCUGAAGAGCGAUGGGGCCAUCCCCCCACCCCCAACAGCCCCAGCCCCUGGCCUCCCUGCCCCCACCACGCACGUGGAUGUCAAGAGCCGAGUGGCGGCUUGGUCGACCCGGACAGCCGGCAAACUGCCUGACUAUGGCGAGCACAGGCUGCACUCUGGCCAGGACGAGCCCCCCGAGAUGACUGCAGCCAGGAUCGACCGUGACGUGCAAAUUCUCAAUCACAUCUUAGACGACAUUGAGUAUUUCGUGACUAAACUGCAGAAGGCAGCUGAAGCAUUCAGUGAGCUUUCAAAGAGGAAGAAGUCAAAGAACAAGAAGAGGGGGCCGGGAGAGGGAGUACUCACCCUACGAGCAAAGUUGCCCACACAGGAGGAAUUUAUUGACUGCUUACAAAAAUUUAAGCUUGCCUUCAACCUUUUGGCAAAGCUUCGGUCCUGCAUUCAGAAUCCCAGUGCUUUGGACUUAGUCCACUUCUUGUUUACACCGUUAAACAUGGUGGUCCAGGCCACGGGUGGUGUGGAGCUGGCCGAAGGUGUGAUCAGCCCUCUGCUCACACGGGAGGCAGUGGACUUCCUGCACUCCGCCACCGCUCCCCAGGAAAGGCGUCUCUGGCUCUCACUGGGGGACAGCUGGACAAAGAGCAGGGUGGAAUGGCCCAAGGAUCAGCAUCCAGCCCCCUAUUCGCCCCGCUUCCGGGAUGGCUGGGAGCCACCCACGCUGCCCUCCAUAGGACCCAGCCGAGAACAGGAACUCAGCCAACUGGCCGAGUCCCUGGUCAGUCCUGAAAUGCAGCGGCAUGAAGAGGUGGAGCACCGGUUGGCUCAGGAGCACCGCAGUAUCCAGAAUUUCCCCUCCGCUGAUGGGUAUGCCUUCAAUAAGACAGCCUACAAAAAAAAGCAUCUUCAGGACCAGGACGUGGCUGCUGUUGCUUCUAAGCAGGCGGUUAGCCGCUCUGUAGUUAGGAACCACGAGGCCCCCGGCGCCAUCCAACCAAAGAACUACGCCAAAUCCAAAUACGACUUCGUGGCAAGAAACAGCACAGAGCUGUCAGUCCUGAAGGAUGAAGUAGUGGAGGUACUGGAUGACAGGAAGCAGUGGUGGAAGGUGCGCAGUGCCACUGGGGCUUCUGGGUACGUGCCGAACAACAUCCUGGAGAUCAGCAGGGCAGUGGACAUGAGUCUGGGCCGGAGCGACCCCGUCUACACCCACACCUUCCAGAAACAGAGGACCGAUUAUGUCUCGAACCCGUCCGCAAGCCCCGUCUCUGCUGCCCCGACUCCGCCUCCGGGCGAUUCCGCCCCUGUCCGGAUGCCUACCCCUCCCCCACCCCCAGCAGCUACUGUGAGCCCCGCCCACACUGAGGAGAGGGCUUCUCCUGCCAGCACAGGACGGCACAAUAGCACGGGUGUGAGUGACAGCAGUAGCAGCGUCACCAUGCGGGAACAGCGGCAGGUGGACCGGCAGCCGCCAAUCAACAGAAGGAAGUCCAACAUGGAGGAGGUGCAGGAUGAGCUCAUGCACCGCCUGACGCUGGGCCGCAGUGCUCAGAAGAAGAUGCAGAUCCCUCCGCGAGGCUGCACCACGGCCGCCACCAGCAUCACCUAUGACUCCGGCCCUGAGGAGGUCCGGGGCUGGCUGCAGGUCAAGGGCUUCAGCCCCGUCACCAUCAACAGCCUGGGCGUGCUAACUGGGGCUCAGCUCUUCUCACUGAGUAAAGACGAGCUGAAGACAGUGUGCCCAGACGACGGACCGCGAGUCUACAGCCAGGUCACCGUGCAGAAGGCCGCUCUUGAGAAGACGACAAGUUCUGAGCUGCAGGAAAUUAUGCGAAGGCGGCAGGAGAAGCUGAACGCCGCCUGCGACUCUGGGGUGGAGUCCUUCGAUGAGGGCGGAGGUCACUGAGCGUCCGCCAUGACUAGCCCCGCCCCUUCCCAAGGCCUUGCUCCACAGGUUUACUGACUGUGGCGGUCAGGUUAGCCUGGAGCCGUAACUCGCCCAUGGGUAAACGCUAGUAGAGAAACACUGUGUUGUGCAUAGAUAAAAAUGCAGGAGGUAGUAGUCGUGUCAUACUGUAUAUCUGUACAGGCCCAUAGGCAUUGAGAAACAGGUGCUGUGUUUCGGUCUGAAACUUUAAUGGCUAUCGGUAAAGAUUCAGGAUAGAUGCAGCAAGUAAUAUGAAUGUUUAUACUAGACUGAACUAGUGGGAGAAAGUUGAAUAUAGUGAAACGCUACUGGGACAUAUUUAAAGGAUGACUGAUUUUGUGAUAUAAUUAUUUUUCUUUUGAAAAUAUAUUUAUUUCAUUGAAAUGCCAAAAUAGCAAAAUGAUGAUCGAAAAAUGACAGAGCUGAACAAUAGGAUACGUUUUUUUUUUAUUAUUCAAAUUUAAAACAAAAAGCUUUUGCUUAGAUGCUAUCCUACUGCACUGAGUUUCAUAAGCAUUUAUUUAACUGGUGCCUGUGGCACAUUCUUUUAUAACAAAAUGGAAGUUUCUGGACACAUCCAACACUACGCUCUGGAUGAGCAGGUAGGAAUUUCGAUGAUGUUGUUAGCAUACUUUUAUGCAAUGUGACAGAAUGCACCUUGUUGACAUGGCUAUUGUGUGCUUGUGGCUUGGUUGCUCGGGUCACCGUCCACAUACACAGUGGUGCCCGAUUCUCAUACCAAGCUUCGAGAUACAGGAAUUUUAGUGCAAAGAGGUUUUUUUGGUAGAAAGUGUUAGUGUUAGGAAACUGACCAUCGUGUUGCAACAUGGGCACUUCAGAUUAGUAAUGUAAUUGCUGUACAGGCUUAGCCAAAAAUGAGUGCUUAAUGUAGGUAUACGAUUAGUCUUCCUUGGUAAUGUUGCCUUUUCAAAUGUCCAAUGAAAGUAAUUGAUUCCUGUCUUCUAAAGUGAAUGCAACCUAAAACUAUGGACAUUGACUGCAUUAGACUGUAAGGCCCCAUGGCAUUUCAUAACGUGUGACAUGUGGGAGCGCUAGUCAGGCUCACAAUCCCCCCCCACCCCCCCCCCCCCCCAAGGAGAAAACUGAGUGACAGGUUCUUUAUGAGGCGACCCCUGGACAAGCUAGAGCCAGUGGGCUGAUUGCUGCUGGUAGAGACUGAUUUAAUCUGACACGCCCAAUGAACUGUUUUUAGUUGCGACCUGGCUGAAGGUGGUCGAACGUGGCCAAACUUCACACUCAUGUCACCGUUUAAAAGAGAAUCCACGCUUACACAGUAUUAUAACUUAGCGUGGAGCUGUUGGUAAACAGCCACAUCGUUGGCCAAGAUCAAGUUCUGGGUGAUCAGAAUGUGUAGAAUCUUUGUAAAAUAGACUGCACACAAAGACUAAGUGGACUCAUGUUGUGUUAACUGAACAUGAAAGCUUACGCAUUUUAAAUAUCCAUCACUGAAGAUCAUUUGUGGCUAAACAUUCUGGGCUGCAGUUGCUCUGAGCUUUACUCUGCACAGCUGACUUUUCUUCAUAAAUCUAUGGAGUUGAUGGUGUUACGUGCUAGAUUUAAUCAAGGACCAUUCUCUGCUAUCACAUUUUUAUUCUAAAUGAAUGGAAAGUUCAUUUAGAAAACGUCAUUUGAUGGCUUGUCCUGUUCUUUUUUGUGUGGUUAUUGAUUUACUGAUCCUUCGGGGAAAAAUAUGGAAAUGUGUCAGGGGGAAAUUUAAUACAUUUAGUGUAAUUCAUAAUUGUACGUGUAUAGCUUCCAUGGUGCCUUUUCCACAAUAAUUUUAUGGAAUUCUACAAUAAACAGUAUUAUAAAAAAUUA